This is a messenger RNA of Ectocarpus sp. CCAP 1310/34, 2562 nucleotides long. NCBI's taxonomy places the organism in Eukaryota, Phaeophyceae, Ectocarpales, Ectocarpaceae. The record is from the annotation of a GenBank genome assembly.
AUGUCCGCCUUCCGCCGAGGGAAAGGUGACUUCAUCGCCGCCGACCCAGGCUCCUCAACUGCUUCCGCCGCCACCUCCUCGGCUACUGCGGCUGGCCAAUCACAGAGCGGUGGGAGGCAGUCGCCGAGCAGGGGUGUCGUUUCGCGAGCUUCUUCCCCUUCGUUGGGAGUUGGCGCGUCGGUGGGGCGCGGAGGCGCUGCUGCUGCGUCAGCGGUGGUAGAAGGUCGGGGUGGCGACGGCGGCGGGAGGGCGGCGGUAGGGCGAAGCGGAGACGGUGGUGGCGGCUCGUCAGAAAGCCUGGACUUGCUGAGCCAGCGCAUCGUGCUGGGCGUGUGCGACGCCGUCACCGUCACCCCGGGGAUCACCGCGACACUCACCUCCCACAAUGUCUCGAGGCGGGCGGAGGAGCUCGUGAUGCGGCUCUGCGGGCUGGGGGCCAUGGCCAGCGUCAAGGUCCGCGGAGUCCUGGUGAAGCGCCGUUCCCUCCCCGGGGUUUGCGCGAAGGUGGCGUGCGAGGUGCUCUGCGACGCCGACAGGUUCGUGCUCGCGGUCGCCGCCGCCACCGCCUCCGGGGAGGACGACGAACACACCGCCGCCGCCGCCGCCGCCGCCGCCGCCGCUGCCGCUGCCGCUGCCGCCGCUGCCGCCGCUGCCGCCGCCGCCGGAUCGUCGCUAUCUAAGCGAUCCGGCCACGGGAGGCACCACCGGCAGGAGGACAACGGAGGCGUUGCCGUGGGAGGGGGCGGAAAUGCGGGGCUGAACUCGCACUGGUUCUGGGGGCACCUCCGCAAGUCUCCCGCCGUCACAGAGCAGCUCCUGGACACGGUGCUCGCUAGGGUCGAAGCCCUCUCUCGGGAGACCGUGGGCCGUGGCGGCGGGGCGGCGGCGGCAGCGUGCGGUGACCGCAUUGCCGGAAGCACCACCGCUCCCGCCACCACUGCUCCUGUCGGCGAGCUCUGCGCCGCCCUUCGCGCCUACUGCGAGCUGGUGGGCCUCGGACGACCGGCGGCGCUGACCGAGCGUCACCUGCAGGCGGCCAUGUCCGCCCCAACCGACGCGCUUGAGGCUAUGCUGCUGCUGCCGUCUGCUGCCCCCGGCCCAGCAGCCGCCGCGACGACGGCGACGGCAGCGAGAAGAGAUGCUACAACGUCUGUCGGGGGGGGGCAAGACGACGAGAUCGGGAUGUCGGCGGCGGUAGCGAGGCUGGAGGAGAUCAUCGUGUGCUCGAUCUUGUUGACCGCGGGCGGGGUGGCCGCCGCCGCCACCGCCGCCGCCGUUGCCGGCGGCAGCGGUGCAACGGGCGGGGUCGGCAGCAGCGGCGGCGUUGACAAGAAGGUCGAUGACGACGGCGGCGGCAGUCGCACGGCGGCGGCAGGCGUGGGCGCCGAGAAAGGAGCGAGGCGUUGCGCUUCUGCCCUACGUCGCCUCCUCCUCCUCUGCCGCUCGACUACUACAGGCCGUGGCGGCAGCAGAAAAAGCGGCAACGGGGGACGCCGCCGCUGCUGCUGCUGUGCGGGGCUCUACGCUGCGCUGUUGCUCCGUGGGGCGCGUUUCGAGGCGGUCGCCAACGUGGUGUCGGAGGUGCUGGGGUCCACCACACCGCCGCUGACUGGCCCCGACGGCAUGGACGCCCUCGACGCCCUCCGGGACGCCGCGCUAGCCGCCUCGGAGUCCGAGUUCCCACGCCCGCCUCCGUCCCCGCGUCCCUCCAACAACACGGCUGCCGAUGCCGCCGCCGCAGCCGCUGCCACCGCCUCGCCGCCGGUGUCCCCCCGCGGCGGCCCCAAGCUCGCCUCCGCUCGCCGCGGCUCGGAGGCUCCGGUGGCGGCGGGGGCCGUGGGAGUGGUGCCGGCAGAGAGGCUGCAGCGGCUGCAGCGGCUGCAGCGGCUGCGGCGGCGGCGGGGNGGGGGCCGUGGGAGUGGUGCCGGCAGAGAGGCUGCAGCGGCUGCAGCGGCUGCAGCGGCUGCGGCGGCGGCGGUGGCGGCGGCAGCCGGGGGCGCGGGGUGGUUCUCCGAGGCUGCCCUUGCGGACUGCGUGAAAGCGCUACCGCCGAGCUGCUCGGUUGUCGCCGCAGUAGCGGCCCCUUGCUCGGCUCUGGCACCGUCCGUGUCGGAAGGGGUAGAGGGAGAGCCACCGGCGGUAGCAACAGCGGCGUGGGGCGGCGCAAUCGUGGCGGCGGGGGGCGGGGGGCGAUGGAGGCUAUGCCCGGUGGAUUGCGUAGAGGAGGCGCUGGAACAGGGGCUCCUGGUCCGGUGCCGCGUCGACCUUCGAGACUGGGUGUUAUCCACCAUUCUCGGCGCGGGGACAGGAACCGGCAGCAGCAGCAGCAGCAGCAGCAGCAGCAGCAGCAGCAGCAGCAGCAGCAGCACCGGCAGAGGCGGGGCACCGGGGGGCAAGGUCGAUCUACAUCCGUCGCUGCUGCGCGUGGUUUGCCUGUACGCGAAGGCGUGUGUCGCGCCCGAUCUCGGGGCGGGGGACGGCGCGGGGAAGGCGUUUGUGAUGACGGCGCUGCUGCCGACGGAGAUUGCGGAGAUCGUGCAGGCCGUCGACUGGGUGGGAUAA